CGUAUCUCGGAAUGUCUGAUCAAGUGGGCUUCGCAUUUCGGGCCGAUGUCUGUCAACAUGGCAUCCCUCUCACACAUGCUGACGGGUCGCGUACUCAAGGCUCUCAGCGAUGGAGGAGUAGACACCUGCGCAAUGUUUGCUGCCUUCUGGCUUGGCGGCAAGGUUCCGUCGGUUCUCGCCAAGGCGCUGAGUAUCGGUUGGGGGCACUCAACCCCCGUGAUUGAAAUGACGCGCACGCAAGCAGGCACAAAUGCUCUUCUAGUCAUUGCCGCUUUGGCAACUGGCUCUACGCCAUUCCAAGCUACUCAGCUUCUGCAUGAGCUUCUCUCUGUUUUUGGGCUUGGUCCGCAAAAUCUCCCCAACAUUGAUGUUCUUCGUGGCUUGACAUCUUAUCUGGCCCCUUUCGCGCUUGAUAUGGGGUUUUCCAGGGUUUUGCAUUACAUCACCAUCACGACUGAAAGAGCUAUUCGUACAAGCAAUAAGUUUGCAAAUCAGUCUCCGGGUGAUCAGGAAAACGAACUUUGGAAGAUGAGGUGUCUGGGUAACGCGUCCAUCGUUGCUGGCGAUAUCAAACAAGUCAUAUUCACAGCGCGAAGAGGAGAAAGCCACUACAUGAUAUUGAGAGCUAGAGGAGCAUGGCUCCCUGCGUUUUCAUGUCAUAUACUUGGCAUGUCUGUUGAGCUGCGGCUCGAUGAAGAGAUCCUCUGGGCUUGUGGGGGAGAUCGGGGGACAAUCAUCUUCCAAAUGGGCAACCAUCCGAUCAACAACUUUUCUUUACAAUCCAUCCAGACACCUUUGAAUAUCAUCUCAACCAACGAAAUAGGAAAAUCUCUUCAAGAAAGAUCUUUCAUCGAAUACCCUCUGGACCAAGCGGUUUCAUCCCACCUAGCCAAAUGGCCCGAGGUUGAUCAAGAUCUCACCGACAUUAUCCAUGGGGCUAUCAACAGUCUAUCUGAUGAGUAUGUCUCUUUAUACCAUAUUGCCACUCUGACUCGUAACAAAGCCGAGCAGAAAAAUGAAAUCUUCCCUAUGCAAGGAGAUUUUGACAUUACAGGGGCAAUCCGGGAAACUCUUGCCGCCAUGAACAUUAGUCCUGGAUCAACUGGAGAAGGACCGCCAUAUUCCUACAACACUGAAUGGCGACUUAGGUGCUCUAGGUGGCAGCUUGGGCUUUCUACAUUGAGUGCAAACGAUCUGAAGAUGGUGAUGCGCCGUUGUGUUUUGCAUACAUGUAUGCAAACUAAAUGGAGGCUACUCAUGUAUGAUUGCGACACAAAGGCCACACCUGAUUGCUUGUGCAAACGUCUCGGAAUGCUCAUUAGCGGGGUUGCGGCCGCUUCGGUGGCCUUAGCGAGGUGCAAAUUCGACUCGUCACAGAUCAUGCUGCAAGAGAGCAUGCUGAUGGGGGAGACGCCGGUACCGUGGAGUCAAAAGCUGUUUUGCCCAAAUGAGGUCGAAGAUCGCUAUCCCCGAAACGACGAAUUCUUCGACUAUCUAGGGCGUCUUAUCUGCCAUGAUUAUACGGAUACCUGGCUUGCUUCAUACUAUACUGCCACGAGAGGUGAACCAGAAGCUUCCGUUCUAGGACUUUCGGGCGGCACUUUCACCAUAUACUACUCUUGCAUCAUGAGCAGAGACUGCUACGAUGAGCUUGGGCGAAUGAUCGAGAUCCGAAAUGGGCGAGCAUCUGUUGCAGGACUGUUUCGAAAUGUGAUAAUGGAAUGGGCGACGGACAAUGGGCAAUACCACGCUCAGAUGCACGCUCUGCGUGACAACAUCAAGCCGAGUGUACUGGCCGGUGGUUCUCAUCUUGGGCCUCAUUUUAGACCUUCUCAAACGCAGUUUUUUAUGGAUGCUAGCGUGGACGAAGCCCUCUUCUCCCUUCGCCUGGGACUACAUACGCCAACAUCACAACCCAUAUAUUUUCCGCUUACGAUCUUCCUUGUUGAAUUUCUCAGGAGAUGGAAGAUUCCUAGGUGCGAACACGCCAAAUUCGAUAAUUAUGAAUCUCAAUAUGACGGAGAGGUCGCAGUUGAUGGCUUCAAUGGAGCACAUCGCUGGGUAGAUCUGAAUAAUGAUGGGAGCGGCGUAUUUGAUGGUUUGAAUGGGGCAUAUCACUGGGCAAACCUGAAAAAACUACCCGGUGAAGUGCUGGUUUUUGCCCUUAAGGGUGACAAACUUCAGCAAAUUUUUAUGUGUACUUUCUUAUCAUGGGCAAGAGGAGGUCUCGAACAUCGCCCGGGUGUGCUUCAGCUCUAUGCAUGUCUGAAGUGCUCCAUCAACGAGGUGAAGCUCGGAAAUAAGUUGCCAGUUGUAGUUAUGGGCGGCUAG
Messenger RNA from Colletotrichum gloeosporioides, 2331 nucleotides. RefSeq lists its product as uncharacterized. The annotation marks the transcript as partial. NCBI's taxonomy places the organism in Eukaryota, Fungi, Ascomycota, Sordariomycetes, Glomerellales, Glomerellaceae. The record is from RefSeq and is a predicted model, not a curated record. The transcript has 2 exons.